This is a messenger RNA of Moneuplotes crassus, 1308 nucleotides long. Lineage: Eukaryota; Ciliophora; Spirotrichea; Euplotida; Euplotidae. The record is from the annotation of a GenBank genome assembly.
AUGUUCACGAGGAUAGCCAUCAAGCCUAGAUUUGCCUCUACGGUUAUGUUUAACACUUUCAGACCUUUCUCUGGAGAUACAAAGAUUAGGUUUAACCAUCAUUCUGGGGAUGAACAAGUCCAAAUCUCUCAACUCAAGGUUUACAGAAAGCUCAAAUUUGAUUACUUGCAUGGAUUGCCAUACGAUCUUUCAGGAACGCACUCAGUUCCAAAAUUAGAUCAAAGGAAUCUUAUUGAGGCAUUCUUUGAAUCUAAAAAGAUAGAGGAUGAGUUCCUAGUCAACAAAUUCCACGAUAUGGUAUCAGAUCUCUACACAGCUAUUGCUGAUAAGGACUUAAGCCAAGUGGCUUCUCUAACAGAGAAAAGAUUUGGGACGAAAAUUGUUGAAUCAAUUGAUGCCAAUAAAAAUCCUCUCAAGUUUAUCCCAAACGAUACGCCUAACGCAGAAAGAGAUGAAGAAGACCAAUCCUAUCUCUUUGAUAAAAUAUUCGAAAAAGGAGUUUUCUUUGAUAGAGAGAGGAAUGAUAACAAUUAUGACUACUAUUUGGACCAGACUCAAGAGCCUGAAGGCAUCAGGUACUUUGAACACAAGUAUUUUUCUGGCUACGAUACUCAUUAUUACCUCAAGAACUGUGCUGAAGAGAUAGAAGACAGAAGCUCAAAAUACAAGUUUAGACAUCAAGUCCAAGAAAGAAGCGUAUCGAUGGUUCUUAGAGUGUAUGGAGUUUUUAAGAAUGUCGGAAAGUUCAGCAGCCGCGGAGCUGAUAUUACUUCUAAUAAAUACACCGGCAAUCACAUGGUUGUCUUUGAAAAUGAACUUCACGGACCUCCCUCAAUUUCUCUAUCAUAUCCAAAUAUAGAGAGCUGGGUUAAAAGACACAAGAUUGAUCACAAGAAUUGGAAGAUCACCGACAUUGAUAACUACAUGAAAGGAAAUCCUUUCUUUAAAAAGGUGGGAGAUUCAUCUGAUUUUGAUAACUUCGUUAUCAAAAUUAAAGAAGAGCACACUCCAGAAAAGGAUGACUAUAGAAAUCUUAUUAGCAAGUACUCCUUCCGAGACAACACAGACUUUGGAGAUAGAGGAGAACGUGACGAGAGAGAUGAAUUUAUAACAAAACAGCACGAAUACAAUGAGUUCUUUGAGCCAGCUUCAAACAGAACAUUUGAGGAAGAUAAUAGAAAGAGAAUGGAAGAAGAUGCAAAGAAACUCUCUGGCAAACAAGAGGACAAUGAUAAAAUUAGAAAAGAUCACCAAGAAUACAUAUACAACAACAUUGAGGAAAUGAAGAAAAAUAACUUCAGGUUAUAA